Ctenopharyngodon idella (grass carp) is the source of this 3639-nucleotide messenger RNA. It is a transcript of the gene slc1a5, whose product is annotated as solute carrier family 1 member 5. Gene Ontology annotation, cellular component: plasma membrane. Gene Ontology annotation, molecular function: symporter activity; L-aspartate transmembrane transporter activity; neutral L-amino acid transmembrane transporter activity. Bases 145 to 1770 code for a protein of 541 amino acids. NCBI's taxonomy places the organism in Eukaryota, Metazoa, Chordata, Actinopteri, Cypriniformes, Xenocyprididae. The record is from RefSeq and is a predicted model, not a curated record. Gene Ontology annotation, biological process: L-aspartate import across plasma membrane. The transcript is spliced from 8 exons.
UCUCUCCAAGGCGCGUUUUUACACCCUUCAUUUCCACGCUACCAGCACUACACGAGGAGAGAGCAGAGACUAUCAGCUCGCACUAAAGACUCCUGAGACUUUUACAUUCACUCUCCGAACAUCAGGACACCUUCAGAUAGCACAAUGACGGAAGAAAAGAUCGCAAUAGAAGAUGUAAAGACUUCCAACGGUGAAGCGCAUAUAGGGGACACAGCCGUCGCCAAUGGCUUGAGUGACCGCAAGACGAGCGAGCCGGAGACCACCGGGCAGAAGCUGAAACGGGUCGCCAUGGCCAAUCUGCUGGUCAUCCUGACGGUGUCAGCGGUCAUCGUCGGCGUGUUCAUUGGGCUCGGCGUGCGCAGCGCCGGGUUGAGCCGCACUCAGAUCAUUUACUUCGGGUUUCCCGGUGAGCUGCUCAUCCGCCUGCUUAAAAUGAUCAUUAUUCCUCUGGUGGUCUGUAGUCUGGUGUCCGGGGCUGCCAGCAUUGACCCCAAAGCCCUGGGCAAGUUGGGCGGCUGGGCGAUGCUCUUCUUUCUGGUGACCACUUUGAUCUCGUCGGCUAUCGGCGUUAUCAUGGCGUUCAUUAUAAAGCCUGGUGCCAAUGACGGGAAAAAACUAUCCAUCAUCACUCAGGAUGACAGCGCUGUUCCCGAAGCCAAAGAAGUUAUCGAUUCGUUUUUAGACUUGAUAAGAAAUAUCUUCCCAUCGAACCUGGUAUCAGCUGCCUUUCAGUCGUAUGCCACUGGUUACAAGAUUGUGAAAAAUGACACCAACGCGACCAUCUUCUCCAUGGAAAAGGUUCCAGUUGGCACAGAUGUGGAUGGCAUGAACAUCCUGGGUCUCAUCGUGUUUGCUAUGGUAUUUGGGGUGGCUUUGAGGAAACUUGGAGAGGAAGGAGAGAUCCUUAUUAAGUUCUUCAACUCUUUCAAUGAGGCCACCAUGGUGUUGGUCUCCUGGAUCAUGUGGUAUGCACCACUGGGUAUUAUGUUCCUGGUUGCUGCUAAGAUUGUGGAAAUGGAGGAUGUUGGCUUGCUGUUCGCCAGCCUCGGGAAGUACAUCGCCUGCUGCGUCAUUGGCCAUGCCAUCCACGGUCUCUUCAUCCUCCCGCUCAUUUACUUCGUGAUUACACGGAAGAACCCCUACACUUUCUUGCUGGGAUUGGUCACCGCUUUGGCUACUGCCUUUGGAACCUCAUCUAGCUCUGCCACGUUGCCCCUAAUGAUGAAAUGUGUGGAGGAGAACAACGGUGUGUCCAAGCAUAUCAGCCGCUUCAUCCUGCCCAUCGGAGCAACUGUCAACAUGGACGGAGCCGCCUGCUUCCAGUGUGUAGCUGCAGUGUUCAUCGCUCAGCUUAACGGGAUCCCACUGGACUUUGUCCAGGUCAUCACCAUCCUCGUGACUGCGACGGCGUCUAGCGUGGGAGCUGCUGGCAUCCCUGCUGGAGGUGUGCUGACGCUGGCCAUCAUUUUGGAAUCAGUGGGGCUUCCAACCAGCGAUCUGUCCCUCAUCUUGGCUGUGGACUGGCUUGUAGAUCGCACUUGCACCGUCAUCAAUGUUGAAGGUGACGCCUACGGAGCAGGUCUUCUGCAGUAUUUCGUAGAUCGCACUUCCAGUAAAAAGGAGGGAAUUGAGCUAACUAAGGUGCGAGUGGAGAAAGAAGAAGAUCCCGCCUCCAGGCCAGAAAGCUCUCCACUUAUCGAGAAACAGGGAAACUUUGAAUUGGAAGAGGUUGCUGGACCUAAACCCUGUGACAAGGAGUCCAUUAUGUAGAUUUGCACAGUAUUUCAACAAACUUUCCUUCCCUACCUGACUGAUCUCACUAAAUCAGUCUCUGCAUCUACACAGUGACCAUGGGAGAGAUGCUGGUUUAAAUUAACAUGCUCUUGACCCUCCUCUGUACCUAGCUCUUAUGAAAAGAGUCUGCCAAAACUUAUGCACAUUUAGAUGGAAACAUGCUUGAACAAUUAUUUAUUAGAUGAUGGACAUUUUGGAACUUUUACUCCUUUUGAAUAUACAAAAAGUCAGUCCGGCCUUUUAAAAUGAUCUUAUUAUUAUUAUCAUUUAUUAUUAUUAUUAUUAUUAUUAUUAUAAUACAUGCCCUGAUAGUUCUUAAUAUAUGCUCCUAAAUUAAAACUCAGAUUUCUUUCAACACCUUUUUCAUGCAAAACAUCUCUUUAAAAAGCCAAAGUACCUGCAAGAACCUUUGCAUCCUUCACUGUCUAAUCAACACACCAAAUAAUACACUUUAGUUGGCGUUCUGUUCCGUUAUGGCGUUUUGAAAUACCUCGUUCAUGCUGAUUCCCUUUAAAACACCUCGGGCUCCUCAGAUGUUGGUCCAUCUAACAGGUGCUGAUACCUUCACUGAACUCAGGGGCCAAAAGAAAGGUGUAGGAAGCCUGAACUUUAACCUUAACUCACAGUUAAGAGCUGACAUCUUGCCUUCUGCAUCUUUGUCUUUAUGCAGACACCAUUAUGUUUUGUGGCGUCCUCUUUGGGGUCAAGUUGAUCAGACGUGAACACUAGCAAGUUAUAUCUUGUGUCUUAAAGCUGCAAGGCUGUUCAGAUAAGACUGUGGAAACCUGUAGGUGAGAGAGUUCUCUGUGUGCUGGUUGAUAAGCAACUAUCUGAGGUCAAGAGGUGUAUUGGUUUCAUUUUGAUCAGUUUCAGAAGAAAGCCACAGAUUAGAUGAAUCCAGACUGGAAGUGAGAUUUUGGAUUCUGGAAUAUUGCUUCUUCAUGGGGUGUAGGAACAUGUUAGAUGUGUUACAAACACUGUGGGCUUUCUAUGUUUUGCUCAGAAUUUUUUUUUUUUUUGUUUGUUUGUUUUUGUUAAAGAAUUUGGGGGGGGGGGAUUGUUUGCAUAUCCUUUUUUUUGUUAAAAAAAAAACAGAAAUGAAUUUACUAUGCAUGUUAUUUGGAGAAGAGCACAAAUAUGGAAUGCCUGUCAUUUUCAGAAGGUAUUGAAUUUUAUGAGGAGGAAUCAGGCAGAAUAUUCUGUUAACUAGCAGAAUUACUUUAUUCUAAAGUGUUUUUUGUUUGUUUGUUUGUUUGUUUUAAGAAAUGUUUUAUAUAUGUUCAACCUAAACACACCAGCAGAAGGAAAAUAUCAGGUGACAGGGUGCAAGAUGUUCGCUAGUGUACUGUAUGUUGACCAAAUGUUUGUCAGUGAUGAGAAGAAAGUCGACAUAAUAGCUAAUUUCUGUAGAAAUCACUUAAGUUUGACUCACAGUUGAUCGAUGUGCAGUUAAAUCCGACCAAAGAUAAACAUUAAUCUUUUUUUUUUGUAUUUGCUCACAAACAUUUUAAUAGAGUGCUUAUCUGCACUAUUAUCAGUCUAUCUUUUCUGUUCUGUUAGUGCUCAAGAUGUAUUUCAAAUCAAAUGUAUUAUUUAAAAUCCAUCUGUUCUGCUGACUGACUUCACUCCAUUAAAAGCCUGCAGUACGUGCAGUACUGUAAAGGCUUUUCAUUCCAGGUGGCUGUAGUGUAGCUGCUCUGUUGUUGCGGAUAUAUGUGGGUUUAACGUGGUUGUAUCAUAAAUGGUUGCUUGAUGAUGUCAUCAGCAGAGCCAAAGAGUACUGUUAAGAGAACCAGUGAAUGUACUCCACACAGACUUCGGAAUAAAGAAUUUUUUUUAAAUAAA